Molecule: messenger RNA, 702 nt
Organism: Plenodomus lingam JN3
Lineage: Eukaryota; Fungi; Ascomycota; Dothideomycetes; Pleosporales; Leptosphaeriaceae
Source: RefSeq, a predicted model, not a curated record
AUGAGUUCGCCAAAGAGACGUAUUGAAACAGAUGUUAACAUUCCACGACUUCGCCAACCGACCAGCCGCUGCGCUCCCCCACGGCGACUUCAUGAGAGACUGAUGUCAUGCAGGCUUAUGAGCGACUACGAGUGUUCGUCUUCCUCGUCGACCAAGUCCCAUCUAAACCGAACACCGCUCACACCAUGCAGGCAAGAGUUCUACGUCAGGUUUAAGGGACCAGAAGAAAAAGCAGCACCAUUCCAAGGCGGUCUCUGGAAGAUUCAUGUUGAAUUGCCCGACCAAUACCCAUAUAAGAGUCCCAGUAUUGGCUUCGUGAACAGAAUCUUCCAUCCCAAUAUCGAUGAACUGCCACAACAGGCACUAAUCUCAGGGUGCAGGAGCGGAUCCGUCUGUCUCGACGUUAUUAAUCAGACCUGGUCACCCAUGUACGACAUGAUCAACAUCUUCGAAGUCUUCCUCCCACAACUUCUGCGUUAUCCCAACCCCACCGAUCCACUCAACGGCGAAGCAGCCGCCUUGCUUAUGCGGGAGCCCAAGAGCUACGAUGCCAAGGUCAAGGAGUACGUACAAAAAUACGCAAACAAGGACACAGCCGAGGACUCGGACAAGGACAAUGACGACGACGACGAGAUGAGCUCUGUUGGCUCUUAUGAAUCGGGCGACGAGGACGAGGCGGCGGGUAAUAUGGAAGAUAUUUGA